CGAAAACAUGGUGUUUGCAUACACUGGUACCGACGAAACACUGCGCGGAUGGCUACUGCGGUUGACAAAAAGCCCCGUAGGCAAGUGCACCGACAUGCCUGAGCACCAGCAGCUCCACUACAAGCAAGAUAGCAUCGGGUACACAAGGCAGGUAAUCGGCAGUUUGAUCGGCAGCGAGUAUAUUCUCCCGCAGCGUCUAGUAUCGGUAACCAAGGAGUUCAUAACGGCGCUGGGAGGGCUGGCGGAGGACUCACGGCCUAGCCACCGCAAACACCGGCAGAUCGAUGCAGGGCAGCGCAUUGCAGUAGUUACACCAAACAUGAUCGGACCCGGCAUACUUACAGUGGAGGUGAAGCCCAAAUGGGGGUAUUUGCCUGACGCCGAGCAGAUUUCGGCGGCGACGCAGGUAAAACGCACAGUUUGCCGGUACUGCAUGCACCAGCGGCUGAAGCACACAGAGCGCAUUAGCGGGUUCUGCCCACUGGACCUGUAUUCAACCGACCAGCAGCGCGUACUGCAGGCGCUCAGGCAUCUAGCCGAGUCACCACAAAACAACCUGCGUGUGUUCGCCGAUGGCCGGCAAAUCGAGCUUUCCAACGGCAAAACAGUCGACUGGAAAAAGACUAGCAAGGAGAUAGCGCGGGUUUUGGAGCACGAGGGGCUUCUUUUGCGGCUCAAGCAGCUGCAGCAGAGGCUGGACCGGUUCGACAUUGAGGGCGUGUUUCCGAUGUACCAGCGAGCACAAAGCGAUGGCAUAUUUGUGAGCGGGCAGCCGGACAUUGGCGACUGGGUUGAGGCAGAGCGGCGGUUUUUGGCACGUGCGGAUGCCGACGUGUGUUCGGACAAACAGGCAGUUCUGGAGUUCCUGCUGGCAACGACGCUGAAGGACAUUUCGGUUCUGAUCCAGCUGGCUUCAUCGGAUGCUGCUGCAGACCAGCCCGGGGCAGGCGCUGUGCCGUGGAAGACGGCUUCUGUUGCUGGACAGCACGUGCGGUACCGCAUGGUGAUCAUCGACGCCGACCCAAAGAAGCUCUCCAAGCUGCCCGAUUACCUGGCAAAGGACCAGGAGAUUGUGUUAAAUUACCUGCAAGUAGGUGAGGACAGAAGAUGCGUUGAAUAAAAGA
Linderina pennispora is the source of this 1124-nucleotide messenger RNA. RefSeq lists its product as uncharacterized. The record is from RefSeq and is a predicted model, not a curated record. Gene Ontology annotation, biological process: inositol phosphate biosynthetic process. The transcript has a single exon. Gene Ontology annotation, molecular function: ATP binding; inositol-1,3,4,5,6-pentakisphosphate 2-kinase activity. Lineage: Eukaryota; Fungi; Kickxellomycota; Kickxellomycetes; Kickxellales; Kickxellaceae. Gene Ontology annotation, cellular component: nucleus. The annotation marks the transcript as partial.